Messenger RNA from Triticum urartu, 581 nucleotides. NCBI's taxonomy places the organism in Eukaryota, Viridiplantae, Streptophyta, Magnoliopsida, Poales, Poaceae. The record is from RefSeq and is a predicted model, not a curated record.
AUGCAGUGUCGUGGUGUAGUGUACGGCACCUGGGCGUCAUCCAGGAACUUUCACCCCAGCGAUCAAAUCAUCUUCAAAUACUCUCCUCAGGCACACGAUGUCCUUGAGGUCAGCAAGGCCGAUUACGACUCCUGCAGCACCGCCAGCCCCAUCGCCACCCUCAACUCCGGGAAUGAUGUCGUCUCCCUCACUGCCACCGGCACCCGCUACUUCCUCUGUGGCUUCCCGGGCCACUGCGCGGGGGGAAUGAAGGUCAAGAUCGAUGUCGUGCCAAGCUCGUCCUCUUCCUCCCCGGCCCCGGCCAGCAGCCCCAGUGCAAGCAACGCUCCCCCGCCGGCGCCUGUCUCUGCCGCCACCUCUAUGGAGGCCACAGGGUUUGGCCUCGCCGUCUUGCUUGCCGUUGCCGGUCUGAUGGCUUGAGUGCGUCCUCUAAAAAACAUAGAAGUCACUGUUACUAUCAAGCAUAUGUGGUGUACAUGUAUAGUCAAGUAAUUAUAUCGUAUGUUGUAUGUAUUCAGGCUUCAUGUUUUGCAUAUUCAUUUUGGAGGAUGAUUAAUAAAAAUUCUUUUAGUAUUAUACAA